AUGCUGCAAAGAACUUCAAAAUAUUCUCAUCGAUACGAGCUCCAAUUACUCGAUGAUCACCUACUCGAGGGGGGAGAUGGAGAGGAUAUGGUGCGAAUCCCAUCGAUUGAAAUGUCACUUGCCGAAUCGGAACAAUUGAUACAGCAGAAAUCGGAGAAACUCGUUCCGAGAUACUAUCAUGAGGCAAGGCACGACGACGAAGAUUACCAUGAAGCGUCACAUCAAACAAGAAAAACAUCGACGAACACGGAACGCAAGCUCAUCACAACAACGAACAUCAUCAUUGCAGUUGCGUUGAACCCUGGAAUCGAUCCUGAGGUCGGGAUUCUACCCACGAAGAAACCCUUUGUGGAAGCGGGAAUCGACACAAAAUCUACUUCUCCAAAUUUGGCGCUUGAUCUUGUUUGUGAGAAUCUCCGCGCAGCGUUUGCUUCUAUGACCACAAAAGCGAGAAUUCAUCUCUACAAGAAACCACCUAUCAAUGAUUUCAAACAGGCCUGCGGACGGAUUCGGCACUCUGCUGGACGGGAGAGGGUGCUACUCUACUACAAUGGCCAUGGGGUACCACCUCCACUCCCAAUUCCGUGUGGGCAAAUUUAUUUCUUUGAUGAAAAUGAAAAAAGCCUCACAUACAUGCCGCUAUCGAUCGAGGAGUUGCAAGUGUUGUUGGACGCUCCGUGUGCAUACAUUUGGGACACCGCAUCGGCCGGGACUUGUAUAAACAGCUUCAAGCACUUCGCGGAAAAACAUUUCCAGUCCUGGGAAUAUAAAUACUUCCUUCACAAAGAACGCUUCAAUGUAGCAAGACCGCACAUCACCAGCAACACGUCACUUCGAGAGGAAACAAAAAUGUUUCACUUUUCUGAUCCGCCUAACUUUGAGAAUUGUAUUCACUUUGCUGCCUGCGCCGAGGGUGAACGUUUACCAACUGAUUCACGACUUCCGGCUGAUCUCUUUACGUAUUGCAUGACAAAACCGGUCUUCGCCUACUUUGAAUGUUUUCUUCUGACAAAUGGAAACCGCAAGAAAUUUAAUCUAAAUCAAAUGCUGCUCGGCGACGCGAAUAAUCGACAGACUUUACUUGGUGAACUGACUUGGAUUCUUCAAUCAAUUACUGACACGAUCGCUUGGAACUUUUUGCCAACUGAUAUUUUCCAACGGCUAUUUAGAAAUGAUCCAUUGAUUGGAGGACUAAGUCGAAAUUUUCUGGUCGCUGAAUUAGUGAUGCGGAAGUUUGGGUGCAACGUUCAAUCACUUCCAACCCUCCCUAGGAUGUCCGAUCACCCACUUUGGAAUUCAUUCGACAAAUGUCUCGCAGAGGUGAUUUCUUGGUGGGACUGCAAGCUUGUGCGCAAUUCCGAAGAAAACCUUCUUUACGGUCACACAAUAUUGCGAAAAGCUCCAUCCGAUAAAGAUUUGGUUGAAUAUGAAAUGAUGAUGGUGCACGAUCAGACGGGACUUUGUUUUGACUUCUUCGAUCAUCAAGCUGAUGCGAUAAAUGUUUGGCUGAGAACGAGUUGUGAUAAAGAGCCGCCCGAACAGUUUCCGAUCUUGUUGCAAAUGAUUCUUUCGGCGAGAUAUCGUGUCCGUGCUCUUGAGUUGAUCGCUCGUUUCCUGGACUUUGGUGAUUGGGCUGUUGGGCAUGUAGUUGAAAUCGGAAUGCCUCAAUAUAUCGCGGCUCUGCUCAUCGAGUCGCAGCGAGACUUGAAGCCAUGGAUGGCGUUCAUUUGGGCAAAGUUGAUCUCUAUCGAUCCGUCGAUGAAGAGUUGGCUUCUGGAGUCUGGAGACAAAUCUCGUCCGAAUGCAUUUGGAUAUUUUCUCGAGAUGUUGCUAGAAGAGGGAAUCGAAUCAAGACAGAAAGUGCCUGCUGCCUACAUCAUUGCCGAGCUUCUGAAUGCGAGAAAUUCAGCGUUUCGUCGAUAUCUCUACGAUUGGGACUACAUGAGAAUUUGCACGGAUUUGUUACGACCAAGUUCAGCUCGACAGAGGAUGACAGGGCCGGCGUCGGUGCCAUUGUUGAGAGUUUGGCUAUUGAUUGGAUUAGGCCGAAUUUGGCGAGAGAACAAUGACGCUCGAUGGAGAGCGAUCCGUAAUGGCUCACAUAAAACGGUUCUCGCUGAGUUGCUGAAUUCGGUGCCUGAGAAUCGUGCUGCCGCUUGCUUUGCUUUGGGCUGUCUCAUGAAGAAUCAUUCGCACACAAAUGAACAUGCAACAACGGUGGCCCAUAAACUCGUGGAUGCUAUAGCAAAGACUGCGCUUUUCGAUGGCUCUGAAAUGGUGCGCAAAGAAGCUCUUGUGGCCUUACAGUAUUUUGUAAUCGAUUUUGCGGACACGUUGGCAAAGCACUGUUCGAGCUUAUUGAAGGAGUGCAAUUUUUCACUGGAGGACGAAAUUUUGGCAGAAGAAAAUGAGGAAGAUAACAACUGCCUAUCAAUAACAGAUUUGCAGGAGAAAAUAGAUUUGAACGCCAGCAAGAACAGUUCAUUUUGGACAACUUUAGUAAAUCGAUCUGGUUGGCUUCGGCGUCGAAUGAGCAGCGGUGAUUCCGAUUCAUCGCAUGGUACAUAUGACGAACCAUCUGGAAAAAUAAUGUUAACGAUAAAGGACAGCAUGUUUCGAUCACGUGUGCUUGGACAAAUCCCCAAGCUUCAACGAUUACUCUUCAAGCCUCCGAUGCAACGUGCCUGGUUGGCCCUGCUACAAGCGUGCUUAGACCCUAGUCUAAAGGUAACUCAAUUGUCCCAUCAACUUGUUCGCCACGUUGAAGAGCUAGCAUUUGAGCUGGAUAUGUGGACGGACCAUCGGUACAAUAGAAUACAUCACGACUCAUCAUGUCAAAGCUCUUCAUGUGAGAUGGGUUAUCGCCCCGACAAAACUACUUCAUUAACUCGAUACAAUCGAAAGACUUCCUGUGACUCUUCACUGCUUUCAUCGGUUCAGAGGGCUGAUUCUAUGAUCUUGGGCAGAAAAAUAUCUUUGGAUGUCUCAGCAAUUCGCCGACCAACAAUAUUGUCACUUUCUCAACGUGAGUCGAAUAGCAGAGAAAAAUCGAGCAAUUCUCGGCAAACAAGCAAUUCGUUCAGUUCUUCCGAAGAUGGUGAUCUACGGGGCUUGGAUCAAGGAGAUUCAGAUUCAAAUAGCCGAUCAAAGACAAAAAGUUGGGCUAAAAGGAAAAUCGGAAUGGCUGGGCGCAUGUUCUCGGCGCAAAAUUCGCCAAUCAAAGCUUCUGGGCUCCAAUCACCACCAAGAAGUUCAAUACGGAAUCCCGGUUUGGUUCCGUUGACCUCAACUCCAAAGAAGUACAGCUCAGCGAUUAGUGAUGAAAUCUGCGAUUACGUGAAACAAAAAUAUCGCUCUCCGAUGUGCCAAUCACCUACAAUGAGUCGAUCACAAAACGAAAACGCCUAUCGAGCUCGCCAUCAUAUUUUCACUCCGAAAAGAACUUUGCAAGGACGGACCGGCACUUCGGAGUUUCGCUUCCCGACCCCCGACCCAAGAUCGAUGUCCCCGCCGAUGAAAGUUGGAUCGAUAUUCGCAAGUGAUAUGGAGGAUCAAUUGGCCGCUCGAUUCACUCGACCGUCUCUUUACUUGUUCAAGAAUAGCUCAAACAACAAAGAUGGAAUCAGUGAUUGUCAUCACGUGAAAGCAUGUCCGACUUUGUGGGCAGUCAAUCGAAUGGAGAGCUUGGAGAAGAUGUGCGUUGAACAACGACGUGGAAUUCAAGAAAUUUUGAAAAAAAAUGAUCGAAGAAGAAAUAAUAAUGAUAUGUGUUCAUCGCGUUUCACGAUUCGAUUCGACCGCAAGGGCCCCAUUUCUGCUGCUUUCUCAGAGCUGCACUCAUUGAUCUAUUCAACAAACGGUUCUUCGGUGUUUGUUCAUGAGUACAACCUGGGAAGCUCAUCGACAACUCGUUUGAGGAAAUUCGGGAUAUAUGGCGGAAACAAUUUCAUGGAGGAUGAAGUUACCUGGGUGUGUCCGUUGAAUCGUCAGAGCGGUGAACUGUUAUGGGUUGGCUCGAAGAAUGGAACGCUUCGUGUCUGGGAUCCCCAUUGUAACACAAAGAAGGAUGGGUUGACAAACGAACAGCCUAUAUUGGUAGCUGCUUUUAACCCGUUGGCCACAGCGCAAGAACAGCCAUUUGAUUACGAGGAUGCAUCAUCAAUCCCUGCCAUUUUCUGUUGGGAAGAACUUUCUGGAUUGCUAGCUGUUGCUGGAAACGCAAAGGUUGUUCGGCUUUUUGAUGCUCAAGCCGAGAAGUCGAUAGCCGAGUUUGGUCUGUCCAAAUCAAAGAUGGGAAAAAUUAGUUGUAUGUCGAUGAACAUCGAGAAUCACCAACUUUUAGCUAUUGGUUUUAAUAAUGGCUUCUUGCAUGUCUAUGACAAACGCCUCUACCCACAGGAUUCUCUUGUUAUGGAGGUCCAUGAUACUCGGGCAUCGAUUCGCGACGUUUCGAUUACCGAUGCAGCUUAUCUUCGAGUACUUGAUGGUGACGGUCAUGUUAGGAUUUAUGAUCCACGCAAAUCAAAGACUGCAGCACAAAAUAUCGACUUGGAAAUAAACAGAAGUUCGUUGAUGGGCCACUCACCAAAGAGCACGAGAAUCGAUCUUGCUACACUGCAUCCACGACAACAAGUAGCGGCUUGUGUGUUCGAUGGUGGGAAACAGAUCGGUGUGUUCGACGUGGUGUCGACAGGUGCGCGUCUCUCCUUGUGUCACCUCCCACAAACUGUCAACUCAAACACGGACUUGCUUGCCUCCUCUUCGCCCAGAAUUUCAUCACAUCCGCAUCUUCAACUUUACGCGAUUUCUUCUCCCGAUUCUUCAUCGCUUUUCGUUUGUGGAGCCGAACUCGAGAAGGAUGAAAUAAAA
Molecule: messenger RNA, 4869 nt
Organism: Mesorhabditis belari
Lineage: Eukaryota; Metazoa; Nematoda; Chromadorea; Rhabditida; Rhabditidae
Source: the annotation of a GenBank genome assembly